Molecule: messenger RNA, 5110 nt
Organism: Cavia porcellus (domestic guinea pig)
Lineage: Eukaryota; Metazoa; Chordata; Mammalia; Rodentia; Caviidae
Gene: Tmem263
Product: transmembrane protein 263
Exons: 3
Coding region: 2304-2657 (117 amino acids)
Source: RefSeq, a predicted model, not a curated record
GUGUGUGUGUGUGUGUGUGUGUGUGUGUGUGUGUGCGCGUGGCCGUGUCUCUUAAACUCCGAGGAACUCUCCUCUCUUUGUUUCAGCCCCCGAGGGUUUGGACUUUUCCUCCUUCCCAGGCGUGAGGCGUCUCUCUGGGCGUCUCUCUGGGCGUGUGUGCAAGCUCUUUGGGAGUGGGGCCUCCCAGUGCUCCUUCAGUGCCCAGCGGCGCCUGGGCGCCUCGGGGUGUGUCAUUUAGUGACAGUGGCGGAUGUCCUGGUUCCCUGAGUUGGCAGAGUAUCGUGAUUCUGCGGAGCCUUUCCCUAAGGACAGCCCUUGAAUGUUGCCAUUUUGACGCUGUCAGUUGUUACUUGUCACUGUGUAGCUUCCAGGUUUUAGUGACGGAUGAUUUCUUCUUCCUUGCUAGCCUCAGUGCAUUUCUGGUAGUCAGUUUAUUAUUAAUCAGUGGGCAAGGGCGAGCUUCCCAAGCCCGGAUGGCUCUGGUUCUAGAUCUGGUGAUCAGGGUACAUUCUCCUCGGUGUGUGUGUGUUAGCGCGCUCCAUCAUGUGUUUCUGAAUAUUCUAGCAGUUACUUGGCAAAGAAACCAAGACAUGGGCGUGAGGAUGUGGCAGUGUUCCUAUAUAUAGAACGUGUAGAAGAAUUCAGCUACUUGUAAUCUCUUACAUAGGAAAAUUGGCACUUUUACUUUCUAUAACAUUCGGAAGCGCUCUAAAGGCAGACUGUUGUGCAUUGCUUUGUAGGUGAGAUUUACACAAAGGACUACUGAACUUGUUACGGGUGGCACUCAUAGGUAAAUACGUGUACUGUUUAGACUGUUUAUAUUUUGAAAAAAAAUAGAUUUAUAUAAACUGAAACCCACAAAAACCACAUUGACUUCAUCUGUUUCCCUUUUGUUUAAAUAAGAAGUUUGCAGAGAGGUGUUUGUUACUCCUAUUAUUGGAAUAGAUUAGUCUGCAGGGAAUAGGGUUGUUACUGGUCUUUGCUCAGUCUGUUUACCAGCUGCUCUAUCUUUGAGGCUAUUGUACUGGACAGAAAUUAUCCACCUCCACUCUCCUUAAAGAACUCCUGAUGAAUUACGUGUUACAUGUCAUGUUGUACAGUCGAUAGCAAAAAAGGUCUUUCAUGUUUACAGUUUCUUUAAAAAUCUACUUACAAGCGGUUUUAGCUGGUAAUAUAAUCAUCUGUUUGCGUCAGGACCAAAAGAUAGAACUGACUUGUGUCCACAGAGUGGGCUAAGUCCCGGUGGAAAGGUCUGUCAGUGUGCCCUUUCUUGGGAAAGUGUGUUCUGUAGUGGAAGCUCAGGUGCAUUGUGAGCUCCUAGAGGGCAGAUAGACCACUUCUUGAAUGAGUGAACCAAAAGAAUGAGGGUGGCUGCUAGGAAAAUAUGUUCCCCCUAUGGUAAGCUCUCAGUUAGAGCUUAAGUGUGUAAGGGAUCCCAGCACAUAGUCGGGCUCAGGUAUGUACUGAACUAACGAUGCAGUGAGCUCAGGGGAGACGGUUUAUUUAGGGUUGGAUAGUUUUGUCUGUCAUACCAUUUAAAGGUAACAUUUUAAAGUUGUCAGUUUGCCACUGUCAGUUGUUGUCAUCACAUACAUUUUUUAUUUAGUAGAUUUUCAGGAGGUGAGAGGGUGUGCCUCGUCACAGUUCCUAGCAGAAGAGAAAUAGGUCUGCGGUGGUGGUAGAGGGCAGGAGGAUAAUACAGCCGUACCCUUACCCUGGGCCUCUGUCCUGCAGUUUCAGUUAUCUGCAGUCAGCCAUGGUCCAGAAAUAGUAAAGGGGAAAGUUCCAGGAAUAAACAGUAAGUUUUAGAUCAUACACCGUGAUGAGCAGUGAUGAAAUCUUGCCUUGUGUUGCUCCAUACUGUUGAGGACAUGGAUGUGUGCUUUGUCCAGAGUGUCCAUGCUGUAUAUGCUGCCCACCUGUUAAUCACUUAGUACCUUGGGUUAUCCCAUUGAUUACCACAGUGCUUAUCCUUAUUUUACUUAAUUAUGGCCCUAAAGUGCAAGUGAUGUUGGGGCUGAGAUUUAGAAACUGUAAAAUGCUUCCUUUAAGUGAAAAUGUGAAAGUCUAUUUUGAGAGACCAUAUCGAUUUAUUAUAUUGUUAUAGUUAUUGUUGUUAAUCUAUUUGCCUAAUAUAUAAUUUAAACUUCAUCAUAGGAGUGGAGGUGUACAGAGGAGAAACUGUAGAUGUGUGGUUAAGUCCUAUAUACAGAUUCCGGCCUUCAGUGGGGGUGUCAGAAUGGACCCCUUGUGCAUAAGGAGGACAACUGCAUAAAAAAAUUUCUCCUUACAGUAAAGAGAUUAUGAAUCAGGCAGAUAAAAAUCAACAAGACAUCCCAGCCUACCUUAGUGAUGAACCGCCAGAAGGUUCCAUGAAGGACCAUCCGCAGCAGCAGCAGCCCGGCAUGCUGUCCCGCGUGACUGGGGGCCUCUUCAGCGUUACCAAGGGCGCCGUGGGCGCCACCCUUGGUGGUGUGGCUUGGAUUGGUGGGAAGAGCCUGGAGGUGACCAAAACGGCCGUAACAACUGUGCCUUCCAUGGGAAUAGGGCUGGUGAGAGGGGGCGUGUCCGCCGUGGCUGGAGGAGUCACAGCGGUGGGCUCUGCGGUUGUCAGCAAAGUGCCCUUGACCGGGAAGAAGAAGGACAAGUCUGACUAAGGCCGGUGCCUCGCUCCCCACGGCCCGCCGAUGCCGAUGCCGAUGCCGCUGGCGCUGCACCACCGCGUGACGGACUACACCGCGGCCACCGUGCUGGCCGCUCCUCUGCUGAACUGCUGUGUUCAAGUAUUGAGGACUGGCUUUCCGCUAGAGAGACCAAUACUAGCACAGUGUGUGAAGGUUUGUCACACUUAAGUUCCAGCUUUUGACCUGGUAAAAUGUUACAGGGACUCAGCUGUAACUGCAGACACGUGUGUUGGGUGUUUCCUCUGCGCCUUUCCGUCCGACUGCGGUGUGAACGCCAGGUCAGGUCCCUUAGAGCUCCCGGUCGGUGUGUACAGCGUGCCAGGUGCCCCAAGUCCCCCGACGGACGAAGCCUGAGCUACGAAACUGCCCCGUUGCUGUGCCUCGCAGUCUCCGGGGUCCUGGUGUCCGGUCCCCAGCAGUGGAGCGGGCCACGGCGGGGGCGUGGGCGAGGUGUGGGCAAGAGGUGAACGGUGCGAGGGGACUGGGAGCCCCCCACAGUCUGCUCAUUCAAUCGCUGAUGCCUUACAAAGGGAACAUCUUUUCUGAUACCUUCAUAUGUGCAGGGCUUGAAAUUGGCUCGGGGCCUCGUGAGGGUUGAGAUGGGGUUUCCUCCUAGGACUCUCGAGGAGGGAUCGGUGGCCAGCAUGGUGCUUGCGGGGGGUCCGGGGGACGCAGUCGGGCUGCACGCGUGGACCUGGCUUGUGCUCCACCACCAACACGCCUCUCAGUGCCUGAGGUCCGCGUCUUCGCUGUGAGGGGUCUCGUCCUAAGGGGGACCGGAUGUGAAGUCCCUGAGUAGUAGUUAAGGCAGGCAGGACAGGAAAGGCGUCCUGCACACCUAGUCUGUCUGUAAGAUGGCCUCAGUUAUCAGGAGUGCUCCCCUUUAAAAAUAGGAUGAAAGCAUCCACACCCACUCGAGGGCUGACUUUCGGUGCACCGGGCUCCCUAGAUCAGUUUCCAGUGACACAGGUGCGCCCUGACGGACUUCGGAAGGCUUCUGAAACAUGCCGUCGCGAGCCCCUGAAGCAGCUGCACAGCGCUGCUUUCCAGCCCCUGCCAGGAGGGAAGUGGCGUUUGGGUUGCGGAAGGCAGCGUGUGGUGCCUCCCUGACCCGCCAUGCUGUCCCCUGCACCCCAGGAAGGGAACUUGGCCGAGGUAUUUCUGACAGCGCGUGAGGACUCCGUACUGCCCUUUCCCCGGAGGGUUUAACCCUGGCCUGAAACGUCGGAAGCCUGGAGCGGUGGGCUUUCUGCGGGUGGAGUCGGGUCCUGUCCCCGGGGAUCCGGGUGGCAUGCUGCAGCAUCUGGGUUGCAAACCCUCAGAGCAUCGCUUUAGUGCUGUGGGCUGGCAGAGGAGGAGGACUCCCCUGCAGACAGCAAGUCUACAAGGGUCUGGAACUUUGCUGCCUAUACACAACUGCAAAGUUCAUUAAGUAGUUCUGUUAAAUGGGUCACUUAUUUUAUGCAACAUGAUUUAAGAUACAUUGUUGGUUUAUUCUGGUCAAGUGUUUUAAUUAUCAAAGGGGAUCUUUUUUAGAGCUCCAAAAUUAAUAUUUGAACGCUAAGUUACCUAAAUAAUGAUACGGAGAACCUGUUUUCUGCUGUUGUAAAGUUAGUGUUGCUUCCUUGCUGGUUUCUAUUUCUGCCUUAUCUCCCACACCACUGGCUCUGCUGUGCUUGUAACCGGAUUUCUCCUAAGCAUAGACUUCAGUUUUCUGUAUGCUUGCAUAUUUAUAUUUUCAGCCUGCUCCUUAGAAUCGCUUGAGGAAAAUGGUUGCAGUUUCUCCCACGGAGGACCAGCCGCCUGGUAGAGCUUACCUCAGAGGUGGUUUGCAGUUCGAAGCUACAGCUUAGUGGAGAGGGCCUUCACCACGGAACCAUGAACGUCCUUUUGAAGGCUGUUGCCAGGUGAGCGUGGCCUGUGCGACACGUGUGGCCGGUGGUGUCGCCCACACCCUCCCGGUGGAUCAAGGGGCAGCUCGGGCUGUGGAGACCGGAGUGGCUCAUCCCGGAAGCCGAGCGCCAUGCACCAGAGGCGCUGCUGUGCCUUCCUUUCCACAUGGGUGUUUGUCACACCAAGACGGGACCCGUGACCCGACGUUACAGGGCCUGCACUAGUGAAGUGUCAGAGGGACUGAGUAACUUUUUGUAUUAAAGGGAUGGGCAAAGAGUACAUGAAUUAAUAAAGCACUAUGAUCUGCAAGACAUGAAAUGUUUCGUAGAGAUCUAAAAGACGUAAGGGGAAACUUAAAACAGGACAGUCUCAGAACUUCUAGUUACACAGCAGCUCCGAACGUGCUAUGACCAGUUUUAAUUUUUGUGCUGGAGAUGUACAGACUGACGUCCCAGAACAUGUAUUUUGAUGCCAACACAACAGUGAGAUACAGAUCUAUUUUAAGCAACUCUAAUAAAAAUUGCAAAUGUGGA